This is a messenger RNA of Thalassophryne amazonica, 2231 nucleotides long. It is a transcript of the gene rtkn, whose product is annotated as rhotekin. The coding region runs from base 249 to 2189 and encodes 646 amino acids. Lineage: Eukaryota; Metazoa; Chordata; Actinopteri; Batrachoidiformes; Batrachoididae. The transcript is spliced from 11 exons. Gene Ontology annotation, biological process: actomyosin contractile ring assembly; mitotic cytokinesis; septin ring organization. The record is from RefSeq and is a predicted model, not a curated record. Gene Ontology annotation, cellular component: actomyosin contractile ring.
CCACCUGGACCCGCGCUCGACAGCUGGGCAGUUUUUGAAACGAGUGCUGCCUUUACGCUCUUGAGUUUAUGUGAACUCCCCCUGAAAAGGAGACACGAUGUUUUGCAGGAAUCAAACAGCCAGAGCUACCGUGGCCCGCGGCUCUGCUCUUGAAAUGGAGAUACGGCGCGGAAAGUUCAGAAAAGAGCCUUUUCUUGGACACAUCACAGGACACCGAUAUCCAGAAGAAGAUUGACCAUGAGAUCCGCAUGCGUGAUGGAGCCUGCAAGUUGCUGGCCGCCUGCUCCCAAAGAGACCAGGCCUUGGAGGCAGCGAAGAGUCUCCAGACGUGCAGCACUCGUAUCAUGGCCUACAUGUCAGAGCUGCAGAGGAUGAAGGAGGCACAGGUCAUGCAGAAGGUCACGCGGAGGUCGUCAGAUGCAGGACCAAUGGAUGACAGACUCCCAUGCAAAGGAAGAGUCGCUAUUUCAGAUCUUCGUAUUCCUUUGAUGUGGAAAGACACGGAGUAUUUCAAGAACAAAGGAGAGCUUCAUCGGUGUGCGGUGUUCUGUCUGCUGCAGCUUGGAGGAGAGAUCUUUGACACAGACAUGGUGAUCGUUGACCGCACACUCACCGAUAUUUGCUUUGACAACACAGUCGUAUUUAAUGAAGCCAGUCCAGGCUUUGAGCUGCGUGUUGAGCUGUACAGCUGCUGCUCGGAGGAUGACUAUUCGGCGGGAAGUACGCCAAGGAAACUAGCCAGCAAGCUGAGCUCCUCGCUUGGUCGAUCGUCUGGAAAGAAGCUCCGGGCAGCCAUGGAGCCGGGACCCUGUAGUCCUGUUAGUAAUGGGGGUGCUGCUCCUCUGCUGCUGCCAGUUCCCUCAGUCCCGGGCCCCAAGUAUCAUCUCUUGGCUCAUACCACCCUAUCGCUGCUGCACAUCCAGGACAGCUUUCGCACACACGAUCUCACCAUCUCAGGCAACGAAGAGUGUUCAUACUGGCUGCCUCUGUAUGGCAGCGUGUGCUGUCGUCUCGCCGCUCAGCCUCACUGCAUGAACCAACAGAUGAUGAGCGGAUGCUUGAAAGUCAAGCAGUUGGGAGGUGACCCACAGAGCUGGACAAAAGUGCACGCUGUUCUGAAAGGAACAAGCCUUUCCUGCUUCCAUCGGCAAGAAGAUGUGAAUGCCAAUGUGGAGCCGGCGUUCACCAUCUCCAUCAACAAGGAUACCAGAAUAAGGGUGUCGGAGAAGGAUCCUGAAAGUAAAGCUCAGAGUGUCUGCAUCAGCAACCAGUACGGAGGUGAGGAGGUCACGCACACGCUGACCACAGAGAGUCGGGACGACACACACCGCUGGAUGGAGGCCUUUUGGCAACAUUUCUAUGACAUGAGUCAAUGGAAGCAGUGCUGUGAUGACUUGAUGAAAAUUGAACUGCCAUCGCCACGGAAACCGGCCCCUGUCACGCCAAAGCAGGGCUCGCUGUAUCACGAAAUGGUUAUUGAGUCAUCUGAUGACCUCAGCAGUACCGUGUCAGACAUUCUGGCUCGGAGGAUGCAGGAGCUGGAGCUCCGCAGCCAGUUGGGCACCUCCCACACCUGGAUGUCUCUAUUAGAGGAGAACAACCCCAAAAGCGCCGGCCUCCCUCAUCCCUGCACCUCGCACCUGUGUGGCCACAGCCCCCACACUCCUCAUCGAAUGUCCCGGAGCCCCAUGAGUCCUCACCGCUGCGCGGUGCCGGGCCUGCUGUCCUCGGACGCUAGUCUGACCUCCGACAGCGACAGCCACUGUGGCACCAGCCCUUGUUCUUGCCACCACGGCUGGGCCGAACCUUCCUCAAACUUCUGUCUCUUGACAUCUUCGCCAUCACGCUUGAGGCCACGUACUCUCUCUUUGGAUGCUAAGCUCAGCACGCUUCGAGGGCGGGGGUACGGAGGUGGAGGAACCUUCCAGUGCCCGUGUCAACCGCCUGCUUCCACGCUGCUCGCCCCACUCCCCAUGUCCUCUCGUUCACCACGGUCACAGCACAGCACGCAAACGACGCUUUCCUGCUCUAGCUCCACCUCCAGCAACAGCUCCAGUAACAGCGAGGGAAGCCACAGCCCCGAGUCAUCCGAGGGAGCCCCCUUCUCGAGGCCCUCCCCGGCCCGGCGCAGCCUCAGAAACCUCAGGGCCAGACUGGACCCUCGCAACUGGCUCCAAAGUCAAGUGUGACUGACGAAAUUGGAUCAAUACCUUGACCUCGGACAGUCUCCA